AUGCUGAAUAUUUCUCGUGCUCGAUCACACCUUACUAUCCUAGGGAUCGGUGUAGCCAAAGCUGGCCGUAUCAGGGGAUGUGCAACUCUCACUCUGCGCUCAUGCUACUCGGAUCAAUCACUCACGAUAAAGGCACACAUUCUCAGUGGUUUAACUGCUCAAUUACCAUCGGACCAAGUCUUAAAUACUGACUUGGCACAGUACUCGCAUCUCACGCUCGCAGAUCCAGACUUUGGAACUCCAGGUCCAACGGAUGUCAUCCUUGGAGCUGAUUACUACGGCCAGGUCAUCACUGGCGAGAUCAUCAAAUUCCAAGCUCGGCUCAACAAACCACUGAGAAUUCAUCAUGCUGUCUCCAAUCAUCAUGAUCAAGAUCUCCAAAACUUAUUAACUCGGUUCUGGCUCCAAGAAGAGGUCAGUUCAACUCAAUCACGCUCAUUAACUCCCGAAGAAGAGGCUUGUGAAGUUCACUUCCGGGACACUCACACUCGAGACAGUUCUGGCAGAUACAUUGUCAGACUGCCAUUAAUAUCAGACCCGCAACAACUGGGGAACUCAUACACAGCAGCUCGUCGCUGCUUACAACAUCUCAUGCGACGGCUUGAUCAUGAUGCUCGGCUCAAAACACUCUACAUGAACUUCAUGACAGAAUAUCUCGAACUCAAGCACAUGGUGCCUGCGGCAUCAUCUACAUCAUCAGUUCAAUACUUUCUACCCCACCAUGGGGUACUGAAAGAAGACAACAACAACUUCAAGAUCCGUGUGAUCUUCAACGGCUCAAAACCAACCAGUUCAGGACUCUCACACAACGACAUCAUGCAUAUCGGGCCAAAAUUAGUCGUUAACAUCUUCGACGUACUCAUCAGCUCACGACAACACCGGUUCAUCUUUAUCACAGAUGUCACCAAAAUGUAUCGACAAAUUCUGGUUCACGAAAAGGACCAGAGUCUGCAACAAAUACUCUGGUUUGAUGAGGAAGGAAACAUCAUUCCCUUCAAACUUACUACAGUUACCUAUGGGACGAAAUCAGCUCCAUUUCUUGCUGUUCGAGCCCUGCUCCAAUUAGUCGAAGAUGAAGGACAAAGAUUCCCACUCGCAAUCGAUCCACUCACUAAAGGUCGGUAUGUCGACGACAUUUCCGGAGGCGCAGAUGAUCUCGAGUCACUGCAAGCAGUCGCAGAUGAUAUCGAGGGUCUGUGCAUGGUGGGCGGAUUCCCACUCGCCAAAUGGGCAAGCAAACAUUGCAAAUUACUUCAGCUCAAUCGUGUGGAAGCGAUUACACAAUACAAAAUAGAGGAUCCAGAAGUCAGCGCCAAAAUUCUUAGGAUGUACUGGUCUUCAACCAAGGAUCAAUUCUCGUUCAAACACUCGCCACCAUGCUCAACUCAACCGUGCACAAAGCGUGCAAUUUUAUCAGAGAUUGCUCAGAUCUUUGAUCCUCUGGGAUUCCUAUCACCACUCAUAAUUCAAGCCAAAAUGUUCAUGCAGGAACUUUGGCUUGUCAAACUCGGCUGGGACACUCCAUUACCUGCAGAACUACGACAGAAAUGA
Molecule: messenger RNA, 1551 nt
Organism: Microplitis mediator
Lineage: Eukaryota; Metazoa; Arthropoda; Insecta; Hymenoptera; Braconidae
Exons: 2
Coding region: 1-1551 (516 amino acids)
Source: RefSeq, a predicted model, not a curated record